GGGAUGUCGCGAGGGGGUUUAUCGAUAAGUGUUUCAUUAAGAUCAUAUCAGAGAAUACCAUCAAGGAAGUGUCAGCAUCUUAUUGUAAUCAUUUGUCUUGAAGCACGCAAAGAGGCAGUUGCUGUUUCUUAGCAGCAUCGGUGUGUAUUUGUGUACGAGAUUUUCUAAUCAAAGCUACUACUCCCGUUGCGGUUUCGUCGGAACGACCAUAGUUCUCCAGCCGAAUUCUCGAGCAGACUCAAAGGUUUCAAUAGGACGUUCUCGUGAAAACGACGCCUGAAGUCAAUAGUUGUGUAGCAAUGAACGAUUCAAGAUGGUGGUUGAGCUUCUAAAGCCCUGCUGAGACUGGAUGGUACGUGCGCAACGAGAAAUACAGUGGAUCACAUCCCCUCGAUCAAGACCUCUUGUGAAGCCGCUUCUUUGGGGUUCGUAGGAAAUGGACAUGGACAAUCAGUAGAGAUGAAUAUAAAGGUAAACGCGACGGAUAAAUGAUGAAUCGAUGACCUAUAAUCUCUCUGUUGCGUUUGUUCGUCGAGCAAGUCGCGACAGGUAAAGUAUCUCCGAGAACCCCGAAGUGAUACGAUGAUAGUGCAAUGAAAGGAUCUCAGGCCCGCUUGUAGUUCUUUGGAUUAAUAAAAGAGUAUCAACAAAGUGCGAUUACUGGGAUAUGCUGGUCGGUAAAUGUUACCACUAUUGGAGAUAAUCGUUUCGGGAGAGCUUGUCGUGAUGAUGUGGCCGUUGGCGCAACGAAGAAUCGCUUAGGCAUCCCUGAGAUUUUGACGGGGGUAACUCGAAAGAGACAACGAAGGGCUGGUGUGGAAUAGUCGAACAACGUACGUUUGAGUAGAACUUAAAAUGAUUGGUGGAAAUUUGUUAAUCAUCAAAUGCUACACUUUCUUGGACUCGUAUGGAUGAAUGGGUACCGGACAAAUGAAAGGCACUAGCGCGAGUUGUGAGCGUUGGCGACGUCAUAACAAAAGUCAUUGCGUGAACGCAAGCACGUUCAGGGAGCCACCGCAUUGCGUAGCCGGGCCGUCCGGCACUGGAAUAGAUACAGCACUAGAAUGACGUAGCUGGCCACCUAUCUUAGUGCCAGUAUCGUAUCUCAUCAACAAAUCCACUAGCUUAGUUGUUCAAAAUAAAGCACUGGUGUCACCCUUAAGGCUCCCAGGAGUCUUCUCUGAGCUUCUCUAAGUCUUCCCCAGCCCAACAGGCUACACUUUCCAACAACCGAAGGUCCUCAGACGGCAAGACGGGGCAUCACCUUCGGGCAGGACCGGUCACUGAAUCACAACUUAAUCGCAAAUUGUUAAAGUAGAUUUAAGUGAACAGACUAAAAUAUCAUCGUUAUACCUUGUUGUUCUGCUCAAUAUGGCGGUUGCAUUUCAAGAUGACUUCGAGACCGUACAAAGUCUUGCGGAGCAAAUGAUCUAUAAGGAGCCGUUUCGACCUCCGGAGCCGGUCGAGGACGGCGAACUUAUUGACAGUGACACUGAUGGCCUAAAUCACAGGCAAUAUAAGUCACCAUUAGAGUGCGGCUUUAAGCAGACAGAAGCGAAGCCGGCCAUCUUCUAUAAAAUACUUUGUGAUGAGGACAUUCGAAUAAGAGAACAAAUCCGCAUAGAGAAACGCCGACGGAUUGCCCAGGAGGUUUCAGUAUUCGUAAAGGCCGAACACCGGCCAAUCGUCAACGAACUGGAGCAGCAAAGGCGUCGCAUCCCCAACAAAAACGAAAUCGAAUUUAAAGAAAGACGCAUGCGGGAAGUGAUCUUUAACGAGCUCAAGGAUAUGUGGCGUAGUGGUCACUAUAUUGAUAGGCCGGAAAACGUGCAUCCCUUUAUCCGAGGUGACAGCGGUGAGUUUUCGGAAGAAAGAGCUCUCCGUAGACGAUUGUUUCGUGGAUGCUUUCGGGAAUUUGUCAAUGAUUGCCGAAACCCUACAAAACGUAAUAAUCUGGGUAUGAGCUACCCGACAUCCCCUUACGGUGACGGCCAUCAUCAUUAUCAUCAAUCGCGGAUUCCUGAUAGCCAUUUCCGUAACCGAGAGCGACAUCAUCAUGACUACCGACACGGGCCAGAUCGUUCUCGGAGCGUCCUAGAAAGCAUCACCUGGACUGCUGAAGAGGUCCGGCUCUACUACGAGUGCAUGGCAAAAUAUAACGUCCGGCCAGUCCUUCCUAUCAGACACACGCGCACGCAUGCGAUGCCGAACGUAAGCGACAAUAUGUCUUACCAAUCGCAGGAUGGCUUCGACAUAGCUUUCGCGGAGCAUUCUCGAAGAAGACAUUAUGGUAGGCCAUACAAAGGCCGUGAGCGGGAUUAUAGGUCAUCGCUUGAGCCUGAAAAUGGCUCAAAUCGGUUGAUUGCAUACCAUAAUGAAAGCGCUAGUCCCCAACCUGAAUCUUAUAGCACAUUACCCUUGACCCCUUCAACCAGUCAUGAUCCGACUCCGCCAAUUCGUGAUGACGCGUCCAACGAAAUGGUUGAUGCCACUGAUGAAUGCAAAGCCAUUCUUCAUUCACAGUCACCGCAACAUCUACCUGCUGAUCUCUCACCCACAAGUUCAGGGGUAGCGUCCACACCGCCAUUGAACAAAGAUAGCGCAACAAUUUUUGUCGAUGAACUUCAAGAGAACGCCAAUAGCGAACCUGCACAACCGACUAAUGGCGAAACUGGAGAAAUUGAUCUAUACGAUGAUCUAUAGCCUCUCGCCACAUGUGUGAUAUUAGGAUUGUUAAUGAGAUAUUCACUAUUUUACUGUUCGUAUAAUGCAAUAGAUAUUUACUUCAAAUGAUCGUACUGAGAGGA
Molecule: messenger RNA, 2807 nt
Organism: Varroa destructor (honeybee mite)
Lineage: Eukaryota; Metazoa; Arthropoda; Arachnida; Mesostigmata; Varroidae
Source: RefSeq, a predicted model, not a curated record